CCACAUUGUUGACGUGCGUGAACAGGCCGGGUGGGAAAAUGCCAUGGCGGCCGUGGGGCCCGAAAGCAAUCGUAGCGGCGCACCGUUUCUAGGCGGUCUAGGGCCCACACACGCCGACAUGCGCGACCACAACAGCCCGAUGGAUCCCAACGACUCCCCCACCGAGUCGAUCGAGCCCGAGGAAACGAUAGAGAGGCCGCCAGACUGGGUGGAGGAACGAUUCCGAGUCGACCGCCGUAAGCUUGAAGCGAUGUUGCAAGCCGCUGCAGAGGGGAGAGGACAGACGGGAGAAGAAUUUUUUCAAAAGAUUAUGGAUGAGACGAUCACACAUAUCACAUGGCCUUCCAAGUUAAAAAUAGGAGCAAAAUCCAAGAAAGAUCCACAUAUCAAGGUGGCAGGCAGAGAGGAAGACGUUAGAGCAGCCAAGACCAAGAUUAUGGCUGUUUUAGAUACAAAAAGUAACAGAGUGACCUUGAAAAUGGAUGUUUCUCACACGGAACACUCCCAUGUCAUUGGGAAAGGCGGCAAUAACAUCAAGAAGGUCAUGCAAGAAACAGGGUGCCACAUCCACUUCCCAGACUCCAACAGGUCUUCUCUGGGGGAAAAAAGUAAUCAGGUUUCCAUAGCAGGGUUGGUUCUCGGUGUGGAAAGUGCAAGAGCACAGAUUAGGGAGUUGUUACCACUAGUCUUCAUGUUUGAAUUGCCGAUCACGGGUGCAUUACAGCCAGUGCCAGAUGUGUCAUCACCCCAGAUCCAGCAAAUACAGCAAACGUACAACGUCACGGUGGCCUUCAAGCAGAGACCCAGGAUGUACGUCACCACGUGCGUGGUCCGCGGAACGGUCAACAACGCGCCGUCGGUCAAGGAAGCCACGGCCAGGCUCAUUGACCACUUGACCGGGAACAUGGGGCAAAUCACGAUCCCCGUCAGCACGCAGCUGGACAUCGCGACGCAGCACCACUUGUUCAUGAUUGGUCGUGGCGGGAUGCAGAUUAAACAGAUCAUGCAGCGGACCGGCGCGAGCAUCCACUUCCCCGACCCCAACAACCCACAGAAGAAGAGCAUGGUGUUUGUGUCAGGAGGGAUCGAGUCGGUGUAUCUGGCACGGCAGCAGCUGAUUGGCUGCCUACCUCUGGUGCUAAUGUUUGACAUGAAGGAAGAUGUGGAGGUCGACACGUCCAAGAUGGCCAGACUGAUGGAGGAACUCGACGUCUUCAUCAGUAUCAAACCUAAACCCAAGCAACCAAGCAAGUCGGUUAUUGUGAAGAGCGUGGAACGGAACGCUCCGAACAUGUACCGGGCACGGUGUCGUCUGCUGGGGUUGGAGGAGAGUGAGAACAUCCCGCCGAGCACGUCCCCGCAACUUCCCACCAUCAACAUCAGCUCCGACGUCAAGACGUCCUGUACCACCAUGAACGGCUUCACCAGCGGAAGCUUAGGUCUUAACUCACUAGGUAUUUUUGGUUACAAUGCUGCUCUUAACAUCAACACGACGCCCACCUCGGUGGCCUCACUCCUGUCGAUAGCUAACGGUCACGUUAGCCCGUUGCACAGUCCGCAACCCUCGCCACCAGGCACGACUAGCCCCAGCACAUGGGGGCCUUCAUCUCCUCCUAACCCACCAGUUUACUCCAUCCCACCGAUGGUCACACCCACCCAGCUGAGUGGACUGAUGCUGAGCCCAGGGUUCCUGAACUUCCCCACCCACACCCCCUCCCCUCCCCCACCCCCCGGGGCUCCCCAACCCUCCCCGCCGCCGCCCCCGGGGCUGGCCCCCCUGGACGGACAGGUCAACAACGUCACCAGUCAGGUGGCAGACAUCCUGGCUAAAGCCAACCACCCUGGAACCAGUCAUGACAAGGUACACGUGUCCUACCAGACCCCCACAUACAGUUCUACUGCGAGUGCCUUUGUGAGAGUGCCUACACCCAACACUGGGGACCAAGUCCCCCCCAGCAGUGCAAGUAGUCCCGGCUGCAGCCCCCGGCGGAGUCCAGUGGACCAGUUCAAACAGAACGGCAGGAGAGCCAGCUCACCCGGCCUGCCUGGGGAUGUGGAAGUCCGAAUGCUGAAGUCUGGGAACAGUUUUGUGGACGUGGUGAUCAACCACAGCCCGUCAUCCAGCGGCAAUUCCACCGACCUGAACAUGCUGAGGAAACUCGCCUCGCUCAACAAACAAACUGUGGAGCUGGUGUCCGGGGUUAGGAACGCUGAGCUGCAUAUGGCAGACAGAAGGUCCUCGGAGUCUGGGGAGUCGGACUGCUCAGACAAGAGAGCUCCCGGCUGUGAGAGGGAGAGAGAGAGGGAGCUGGAAAGGGAGAGGGAAAAAUUCUUGAGGUCAUCUCAAAAUCUGUCCUUUACCAGCCCGUAUGAGCUGACGGCAUUUGACUAUGAGAGAAAGAAGCUCCAAGCCACCAAAGCUAUGCAAAAGAAACCUCAGGUGACACAGGUGCGCACGCCCACCGACACGUGGAGUGGCUUCGGCUUCUCCAAGUCGAUGCCGAGCUGUGUGGCGCAGGAGGCUUUUGAGUCGGCUCGUCCCUCCUACAAGGCCCCAACACUACCUGCAACAUACGAGUCGACCAGUGGUCCCCCCAGCCCCACAGAACCCUCCCCACCGAGUGUCAGCCCCUGGGGAGACAGAAACGGAUCCUCCCUUCCUCAGCAGGAAGACUUCACCUCAGAGAACAGAAGAAAGCCUCCCCACAAAUAUGAUUUCUCUCUGAGUGCGAGUAACUAUAUAGACAGUGUGUCGCUCCCUUCGAAAACCAAGUGGAGCUGUGACAACGACCUUAAGGCCACUGACCUCCCCGACCUCUUCAUGAAGCUAGGACUGGGCAAGUACUCUGAUGUGUUCCAGCAACAGGAGAUCGACCUUCAGACAUUCAUGACCUUGACAGACCAGGACCUUAAGGAACUUGGUAUCACCACGUUUGGUGCACGACGGAAGAUGCUUCUAGCCAUAUCAGAUCUCAACAAACCCCGACGAAAGUCGCUCUUCACCCCGUUCCCCAACGCCUUCGACGGUGACCUGAGCGGCAGAUCCACCCUGCAGCACAAUCCUGACCUCUCCAGUGCCCUGCCAUGGUGACCUCUGACCCCACCGACCUUCGACCCCACCAAACACGUGAACACAGAGGACAUCAAUACUUAUGGUUGAUGACCUUUUUUUAUUUUAAAUUUCUGUAAAUUUGUGGACAUAACUGACAGCACUGAAGGUAGAACCCCCUGAUUGGUGAAAUUCAUGUGACACACAGGAAAAUCCUGUGAUAGGUGAGAUAGAGUCAUGUGACGUGCCAGUUCCAUCUAUUUUGGCCAGUAGCUGUUGCUGAUUUAAAGGUGGUAUGCUAACGGUAGACAUUCAUGUAAGGAAACACUCUAGGAAUUAUGUGGCCUUAUCUCAAUUGUGUGGCUCAAAAGCGACAAAGUACUUUCACCAUAUCACCCUCGAGCUCCCACCAGAACAUUCCAAUCAAGAUAUCAGGGAGAGAACGAUCUACUUUUGACCAAGUGUCCUUUUGAACGGCCACACAACCAACCUUAUAAGUGCCACAGUUACUUUAACCACCCCUCUGAAUGAAAUGGAUGUGGCCAAAGUCAGUAUGACUCUCUGUCCCAAAACGUACUUAAUGAUGUUCACAAAUACAACCCCUGUGUUGGGAAUGGAAUAUUCCAUGCUAACCCAGCACCAACUGCAAGGCACAAGAAAUGUGGAAAGAACCAUUAGACUUUAGGGGUGCUCUGUUGUACAUGCCUGUUUGAAAGUGACAGGAAAAAUAUCCAACAUGUUAGUGCAUUCCACCUCACCAACUACAUGUACAUGUGUCUUCUGCCAUGUCAGUGACAAACAAAUGACAAAAAUCUUGUUGGCUAAGUCUGGUAGCAGCCUAGGACUAAAGUUUUCUCAAAUUGUAGCCCAUAUUUCCGACGUAGUUGUCACACGAUGUUAGUGAUGUGACAAUGUACUUAAUGUAGUGCCUUCUUCCACAAGGUGAUUAGAGCAAUAAGUAUAGACAGCAACAUUCCACUGUCAAGGAGCACAAUGUAGGGGUUUAUAGGUGCAAAUGUAGGCCUAUAUCUAUGUCUCUAGCAUUAACAUGUCUUGCCUAUAUAUACAUAUAUAACUAUAUAUAUGUGCUAUCAAGUAGAUAUACUGAGUUCUGAACAAUAAGACAGGCCCAAUGUGGAGAUGUUGUGUUCCAAAAUACUUAGUACAUUAUGUGCUUCAGAAAUUUUAGAGUAGAGGACACAAACACAGGUGAAUCUUGAUGCAGAACAACUUUGUCUGUGUGAGAGUGCACCAAUGCUGCAGCUGUGAUUUGCCUGGUAUGUGGUUUGUGGUUGAAAGGUCUUUCUGGCUAAGCAAGUUAUUAGAGAGAACAUUGCUCAUACGUCUAGAAAUGGAGUAACUAGAAAGUACAAAGUCAACAACCAGUUCACCUGUACAGGGAAAACUGGGAGAUGCUUGGGAUAACUCAGCCAACAGGAAAAACAUUUUAAUCUGAGAAAGGUGUUCUAAGAAUCACUCUAAACUAGAAAAUGUAGGUGUAGUUGUAUUUUUGAGAAAACUUUGGUCUGUUGCUACAGUCAUCAGGGAGCUAUUUUGUGAUGUUUUCAGGAGGACAAGAAAUGUUUGUUUGAUAUGUAAAAAAAAGUUACUAGGCAGUGCCUAGAAAAUGGACUUGGAAUAAAAGUUGUUCCAGAAAAUUGUACCAUUACUUUUCUGAAGUCUCAUACGAUAUUUAGGAGAGAUUUCUGGUUUCCUACCAAAUUUGAUCAAUUUGUUUCCAAGACUUGGAAAACCCGACUUUGGGGCCAAAAUCAUGUCACUGUGCCUUACGAAUAGCUGCGUAACUUGUUUGCGGAAACCAGAAAAUUAGUUUCUGUGUUUUUUUCUUUUUACAAGAUGGCUUCCCUGAGAAUGUAAGAGCCUACUCUACAGAUUUGCAAGUUCAGUUUUAUACCUGGCAUGAUUAAUGUACUCAUGGUGUUCCACGUAAAUCAGAGCUUAUUCUAACACAAGUGCCAAUCACAGGCAGGUUGGUGGAUAUAAUCACACAUCCGGACAACUCCCUAUCCUGGCAACUAAGUGUACUUUUCUACUGGUCAUUAACUGUGAAUUAUCUUUUCAAACUGAAGAGUUGAAAACGCCUAAAAAAGGCAUCGUCAUUGAGUCAGCUGUAUGUCAGUUGUUUUGGUUAGUACGUCGUCCAGGUGGGAGAAUGAAACACACCCCCUACGUAAAUAUGCAUAUGGAAAAUAUAUGUAAGUGUGAAGACAAGAACACAAGUAAAGAAUGUGGUCAACAAGAAGUGUACAAAAAAAAGGCAAUCUGUGUACAGAGUAAAAGUAUUUUUCAGAGAAGCACAGGACUUGCUACCUGAUAUGGUACUUAGUUGUGAGUUAAAAAGACUCCUGUUCUUGCUAUGUAAGUUAUUUUUUUGUAGCUUUGCACCCGUAAAAUGCCUUUAUAGGGUGUAAGAAUGUGGCUUGUUUGUUACUGUGACCAUCGGCUGUUAGAUAUUGCCUUCACUGUUGUUUUAGUUGAAUGAUUUAAAGGUAUAAGUAGUUGUGAAGACCACUGAAUGCGAGCCAUAGUGUGGUUACUUAUGUAUGAAUAUGAAGACAAAGGUAGCAUCCACACAUUGUGAUCACUAGUGUUCAUAAAAACAUAUGAGAUGAAAGUUUAUAUAUACGUAAUAUUAGCCACAUUGUCUUUGUUUGAAUGCUGUAAUAUUGAUCAACGAACUCCUUAGCAUUUUAAGGCUUUUGAAACUCUGUUUGUAACAAAUUUGUUAUAAUAUUCUUAUGUUGGACUUAUGCCAGGCUGGUGGUGAAGAGUCACAAAAAUCUACAUUACUUGGUAACAUCAUUAUGUAUUCAUCAAAAUAUAUGACAACAAUCAAGAGAACAUAUAAAAGCUAUUCUUCUUUGCAUGUUAAGAGGCUGCCUUGCAGAGAAGUGGUUUCAAAUAUUCAAAUAAUGAUGAAAAGAUCAAAUUUUAUCAGAGGACAGUUCUUAAAGCAGACCGUGGAAUAUAGCAAACUUUUAAUGAACAAUGAUUUUAUUUUCAUUCCUUGAUAACAUCCUAGUAAUGUCAAAUGUUUCUGUGUUUGGAAAUACUAGUACUACAUUCUAAGUUUUGGCGCAGUUGUCACAUUAAUUUCCCAGAGAUGCAUUAUGUUCUUCAAAGUCUGCCACUUAAUUAGACAUAAUAUAGAGUGCACGAUAUACAUGUAUUUGUGUACAGAUCAGUGUGUUUUGAAAUAUGUUUGAAUUUUGUGUAGUGUCAUCAUGUUUCUUUGAUUUAUGGAAGUCAAAAGGUUUCAAGCAAGGUGAAUUCUAUCACAAUUGCUUCCAAGUUGUAGUAACAAUUAUGAAUUUCUUUAAUCUAAUUUUACAUGAAAUAUUUUCAUAAUGUCUUAAAAAGGAAACAGUCAUGCUUGUAGUACAGAUAGGCAGGCUAUGCCUCCAAGCAUUGUUAUAAAAAAUCCUUUUGGUUAUUUGCCUGUGCUUCAUUUGAGCAUACAUGUAGAAUUCUGAGAUGGGCUUUGUGAAUUACCUCCAUGGAGCUCUGCGGAGAACUCAGCAGAGGAAAUUCAUCAGUCCACAGUUUGGAAUUCUGACGAAAACGUUACAUCAUAGCUAGAAGUAGCUCGUUGCUUCCAUUCAUUUUGGCUGGCCCGAAUCUAAGAGCUUUGAUAACUGUUAAGAGGCCAAAGUGAGCUUUGGCUAUCAUUUAUGUCAAUGUUUAAAUACCCAAGGUUAAGCCUAAAUGUUACUGUCUGUUAAAGCUUUUCAUUAAACAUAUUGCAGUCUA
Messenger RNA from Branchiostoma belcheri (Belcher's lancelet), 6820 nucleotides. Its product is annotated as protein bicaudal C homolog 1-like. NCBI's taxonomy places the organism in Eukaryota, Metazoa, Chordata, Leptocardii, Amphioxiformes, Branchiostomatidae. Gene Ontology annotation, cellular component: cytoplasm. Gene Ontology annotation, molecular function: protein binding; RNA binding. The record is from RefSeq and is a predicted model, not a curated record.